GACGCCUCUGGGUUGCUAGGGCCUUAUAAAGUGACGUAAUAUCCAGGCGACUAGAAAAUCAUCAUAAUAUUAGUUGGCGUGAUUGUUUAGUGUUUGUUCAAUUAUUUCGUCCGAACAUAAUGGCAUUAGAAACAGUCCCCAAAGACCUGCGCCACCUGAGAGCCUGUCUGCUUUGUUCGUUAGUGAAGACCAUUGACCAGUUUGAAUAUGAUGGCUGUGACAACUGUGAGUCAUACCUCCAGAUGAAGGGGAACCGAGAGAUGGUGUAUGAAUGCACAAGUUCCUCGUUUGAUGGUGUGAUCGCCAUGAUGAGUCCUGAAGAUAGCUGGGUGGCUAAAUGGCAGAGAAUAGGCAACUUCAAGCCAGGUGUAUAUGCAGUUUCAGUGACUGGCAGACUACCUCCAGGCGUAGUGAGAGAGCUGAAAAGCAGAGGGGUGAUCUACAAAUCCAGAGACACGGCAGUAAAGACGUAAAUCCUGCUGAUUGUCCCCAGAGCUGGAUCAUACUGUUUCACCAUGUCUGUGAUGUCUUGUGGAAAUGUUAAGUUUUUGGAGCUUUUUAAAUUUGGAAAAAAAAAACAAAGAUUGCUGACACAUAAGAAAAGGUAGAUAUGUCUUAUUUGUUUGAAUAGUUUACGUGAAAUAAAAACCUGUUUUAUAAAAAAAGUGAGUGAGUGUCUUAAAACAAAUGAAUACAUUGGAUUUAUAUGCACCUGUAAUCUGUGAAUUAACUAAGUUUUCAGUGUCCCCGAGCAAGUGAACAUGAUCAGUUAAUUUUUAAUGGGACUAAUCUGUCUACUGUCCAGAAGGGCACACAAUGUGGUUUCUGACUGAUGACCUUGAGCUGCGGUCCAAAAUGAUGAUGAUGGGGGUGAGGUCUCUAAGAGGACUGUGGUUAGACUCCGAGUUCAUUCAACCUUUCUGGAACAGAUUGCUGAUAUAUGUUGACCAGAGAAUACAAAUAAACGCGUCCACAUUCAU
This is a messenger RNA of Maylandia zebra (zebra mbuna), 980 nucleotides long. It is a transcript of the gene supt4h1, whose product is annotated as SPT4 homolog, DSIF elongation factor subunit. Gene Ontology annotation, biological process: transcription elongation-coupled chromatin remodeling; regulation of DNA-templated transcription; transcription elongation by RNA polymerase II. NCBI's taxonomy places the organism in Eukaryota, Metazoa, Chordata, Actinopteri, Cichliformes, Cichlidae. Gene Ontology annotation, molecular function: RNA polymerase II complex binding; zinc ion binding. The record is from RefSeq and is a predicted model, not a curated record. Gene Ontology annotation, cellular component: nucleus; DSIF complex.